AUGAGAUACGUACUCCUGUUAGGUUCUUUUAUAGUGCUUUUAGUGCAGACAGUAGUCACAGAGGGUGAUGAAAACUACCGCUUGCCGAAUAACACUUACCCUUUGAGGUAUAACCUCGAACUAACCACUAGCAUUCACAAUGAUUCCAUCGGUUCGGAUCGCUUCAAAUUCGAAGGGAAAGUGACAGUACAGUUGAUGACAGAGGAUCAGAUUGUAACGAAUAACAUCACACUGAACUACCGUCGUAUAGAAAUAAAGCACGUUAAACUGUGGUAUGAGCAAGGUGGCGCGGAGCACAUAAUUUUAAAUGACAAUUCCAGUUUUACGCUGGAUGAACAGCGAGAGUUUUUGACCAUACACUCUCCGCUGCCACUUGAAGGAAUGUAUUAUUUAGAAAUUCACUAUAACGGCACAUUACGCGAAGACAAUGCCGGAUUUUAUCGAUCAUCGUACACGGACGACAGUGGCGUAAUCCGGUGGCUAGCUGCAACACAGUUUUCAUCGACAGAUGCGCGACACGCAUUUCCUUGUUACGACGAACCCGGAAUACGGGCCCCAAUAGCGUUGCGUGUUAUUCAUGGCACUGAUUAUUCGGUACUUUCCAACGGUCUUUCAAUCAAUCAACAGCAGCACACAUCGGAAGGAAUGACCAUAACGACAUUCGAGGAUACACCACGGAUGCAGUCUUACCUACUGGCGGUUAUCGUUAGUGACUUUCAAGGAACGGUUCUACCGGCUUACUCUAGGCAUAGUGCAUUUUCUCGCCCCAUUAGUAUUAGCACGAACUCAUCCGAUUUUAUUUUGGAAGCGAGCUACAAAACACUUAACUUUUUGGAACAGUUUUUAGAAACCGACUACAUUCUUCCUAAAAUGUACCACGUAGCAAUUCCUGAUUUUUCAGCCGGUGCCAUGGAAAACUACGGCCUGAUUACAUAUAAGGAAGAAAACUUUUUCUAUACCUCCGGAAUGUCGCCUAUGAAGCAGCUCAAGAGUAUUGCUACUGUUGUUGGCCACGAAAUCGGACACCAUUACUUUGGAAACUAUGUGUCACCAGCUUGGUGGAGCUAUCUGUGGAUGAAAGAAGGAUUUGCGAGAUUUUGUGAGUACCAUGCAUCGCAUCAUGUAUAUCCAGAGCUGGAAAUCGGCCAAACCUAUACAGUGGAUAAAACGCACAAUGCGUUUGACAUGGAUUCACUCAAUUCAGUGCGUCCGAUGACGCAGUACGUUAAUACACAGUUUGAAAUCGCCAGCAUAUUCGACGAUAUUGCUUAUGAUAAGGGAGGUGCUGUUCUACGGAUGUUUUCUCACGCCUUCGGAGAAGAAGUAUUCCGGAAAGCUCUUGUUAAUUAUCUACAAGCAAACGCGCUACAAGCGGCACAUCCCAUACAGUUUGCUGAAGCCAUUCAGAAAGCGUUAGAUGAGUUAUCAACAUCCUCUAAUGAUUUACCAAAUGCAGACGACUUGUUAAAGUCGUGGACUGAACAAGCAGGGUUUCCAGUACUGCACGUCUCUCGAACAUCUAACUGCACUAUCGUCAUGUCUCAAAAGAGAUAUUUACUAAAAGAUAGCAACAGUUUGAAUAAUGCAACAUGGAUUUUACCGUACAGUUUUACGUCGGCAGUCGAUCCAUCGUUCGAAAGUACAAUUCCUGAUGGGUGGCUUACGACGACCACAAACGAGAUUUUUCCAAGCAAGGAGCAAAACUGGUCUUGUAACGAUUGGAUAGUUUUCAACAAGCAACAAACGGGAUAUUAUCGAAUCAACUACGACGAUGAUCUAUGGCAUAUGAUAACUAAAGUACUUCACGAAUCUCAUACGAUUAUUCAUAAUAUGAAUCGGGCACAGCUUAUAGAUGAUGCCUUAAAUAAUGCACGCUCUGGACGUUUGAGCUACGAGAUUCCGUUGCAGCUAUUGCCAUACUUAUCAGAAGAACUGAAUUAUGUGCCAUGGGCUGCAUUGGAUCGUAAUAUGCGACUGCUGAAUACUCUUCUUAGUACUUCAGAAGCAGUCUCCCUAUGGCAUCGUUACUGCCUGGAAUUUAUCGAACCCAUCUACAAUCGCAUAGGCAUUACAACGCGUCCUGAGGACUCAUUAUUCCAACGUAUGACACGAGGAAUUGUUGUUUCAUGGGCUUGCAAAGCAGGAUCACCACAUUGUUUAAACAACAUGGCAUCGAUGCUCACAGCGAUGGUGGAAAAUGCAACAACCGAUGCGGAUCCUGACAUGAGAGAAACAAUAAUUUGCAAUGGUCUUCGUAACGCGUCGGACUAUGCAUUCGAUGUAAUUUGGGAGCGCAUGCAAGCUUCGAAAGAUCACGCUUACCGUUCUGAGCUCAUUCGAGCUUUAAGUUGUUCACAAAACGAAGCUGCUCUGUUGCGAUUCCUUCAUACCACAAUUGAAACAAAUAGCACUAAUUAUUUCACGCAUGAGCGCGAAAGAGUUCUGACCGCGGUUUUUAGCAGUGGAUUAGUCGGCAUGGACAUUGCCAUCACAUUUUUCGAAACCAAUAUGGACGAGAUUAAUUACCUUUACAACAAGGGAAACUUUGGUGGUAGAGCUAUCAGUCAAGCAGUGAGAAGAAUGGCAAAACUAAUAGUCAACGAAAACACGUUCAUACGGUUGCAAACACUCAUGGAACAACUUUUGAAGGCAGAAUAUUUACGAGAUGCAGAUGUGUCACAGUGCCUUGAACUGUCUACUGACAAUCUUGAAUGGAUACAGACUAAAGGAAUGGAAAUUCAACGUUGGUUGGAAGAACGUUUCUACGGCUGA
Anopheles bellator is the source of this 2772-nucleotide messenger RNA. Its product is annotated as aminopeptidase N-like. Gene Ontology annotation, molecular function: metalloaminopeptidase activity; zinc ion binding; peptide binding. NCBI's taxonomy places the organism in Eukaryota, Metazoa, Arthropoda, Insecta, Diptera, Culicidae. Gene Ontology annotation, cellular component: cytoplasm. Gene Ontology annotation, biological process: proteolysis; peptide catabolic process. The record is from RefSeq and is a predicted model, not a curated record. The transcript is spliced from 5 exons. Bases 1 to 2772 code for a protein of 923 amino acids.